UAAAUAAAUCACUUCUCUUCAACGCUCUCUCUCUCUCUCUCACACCUCUUUCUCUCUCUUCAGUGAAGCAGAACUACGCUGCCAGUAACCAUCGUGCGCCACUGGGUGCGCUACGCACCCCAACCGACCUCUCCUCUUGUGCUUGAACAACAUACAUUUAUCCGGCGCCGGACUCGGACCGAGUCGACUCGUUCGUCGACUUCCUAUAUCCGAACGCAUAAAUAAGCAGCGGUGUCUCGGCAGAGGUUGGCGGGUAGUAGCAAUGGAUCCGCGCGGGGUGGAGAUGAUGAGCGGCGGCGGCGGAGGAGGAGAUGUCUAUAACUUCGCGGAGAUCUGGCCGCGGUUUCAGAUGAGCGCCAAUGCGGCGUCGUACGGCUUGGGGUUGGAUCCGAUGUUGACGGAUCAGAGAUCGAACGACGAUUCGCGGAAGCGGCGGGAUGGAGACGAGCAUUGCGCCAAGGGAGGGGGAGCUUCCACCAGCAGCAGCAAUGGCGGCAGCUGCAACAACAAUAACAACGUCUCGAAUGAACGAAGGAAUGAAGGUGAUAGUAAACGGAUGAAGGCAGUGGGUGAACUUAAAGUGGAAGGGGAAGGGAAUUCCAGCAAGGGGGCGGCCGCGGUGGAGAGACGUUCGAAGCUAGAUGAACUGCCUAAGCAAGACUACAUCCAUGUUCGAGCAAGACGAGGUCAAGCUACCGAUAGUCAUAGUUUAGCAGAAAGAGCUAGGAGAGAAAAGAUUAGUGAGAGGAUGAAAAUUCUUCAGGAUUUGGUUCCUGGUUGUAAUAAGGUGAUUGGCAAAGCUCUAGUGCUUGAUGAGAUUAUUAAUUAUAUUCAAUCUCUACAACGUCAGGUUGAGUUCUUGUCAAUGAAGCUUGAGACAGUAAAUUCAAGAGGUGAAAUCGAUGAAUAUCCUUCAAAAGAUUUUGCUCAGCAGACGUUUGAAGCUCCGGGUUUGGCCUUUGGUUCUCAGAGCACGCGUGAGUACAGUAGGGGCUCGUCACCGGAGUGGCUACACAUGCAGAUUGGCAGCGGCUUUGACCGGACAUCAUGACACGACGUUCUCAUCUACACGCUGCUUCCCCCUUCCAACCACAGCAGCAUACGCUUCUUGAAUCGGGUCCGUUCCCCCGUGCACGGUGUGGAGAGCGCGCGACGGGGAUGUAUAAUAUAUCUGAAUCACAGAAUCAGUGAUCUUGUCAAAGGUUCCCAUCCAAACUCCUUUAUUGAAUCUAUUUAUCUAGAACAUGGUUAAGUGAAUAAAAGCCCAAUAUAUAUAUAUAUAUUUUUAAAUAUUUUUAAUUGCAUAUUCAUGCAAUGUUUCAAUUAGUUGUGAUUUAUUGCCUGAAAUGGAAAGGUGUUCCAGAUAAUAUUUGGAGAUGGUGAAAUAAUAUGAAGUCUUGAAGUGGGAUUUUAUAGGAAAAAUCAAA
Messenger RNA from Salvia miltiorrhiza (redroot sage), 1427 nucleotides. RefSeq names its product transcription factor BHLH094-like. Gene Ontology annotation, biological process: regulation of DNA-templated transcription. Lineage: Eukaryota; Viridiplantae; Streptophyta; Magnoliopsida; Lamiales; Lamiaceae. Gene Ontology annotation, molecular function: DNA-binding transcription factor activity; protein dimerization activity. The coding region runs from base 263 to 1051 and encodes 262 amino acids. Gene Ontology annotation, cellular component: nucleus. The transcript is spliced from 6 exons. The record is from RefSeq and is a predicted model, not a curated record.